Messenger RNA from Lipotes vexillifer (Yangtze River dolphin), 726 nucleotides. It is a transcript of the gene ZCCHC24, whose product is annotated as zinc finger CCHC-type containing 24. The coding region runs from base 1 to 726 and encodes 241 amino acids. The transcript is spliced from 4 exons. The record is from RefSeq and is a predicted model, not a curated record. Gene Ontology annotation, molecular function: nucleic acid binding; zinc ion binding. NCBI's taxonomy places the organism in Eukaryota, Metazoa, Chordata, Mammalia, Artiodactyla, Lipotidae.
AUGAGCCUGCUGUCGGCCAUCGACACGAGCGCCGCCUCGGUGUACCAGCCGGCCCAGCUGCUCAACUGGGUCUACCUGUCGCUGCAGGACACGCACCAGGCGAGCGCUUUCGAUGCCUUCCGGCCCGAGCCACCCGCCGGCGCCGCGCCCCCAGAGCUGGCCUUCGGCAAGGGCCGCCCAGAGCAGCUGGGCUCGCCCCUGCACUCCAGCUAUCUCAACAGCUUCUUCCAGCUGCAGCGCGGAGAGGCGCUGAGCAGCAGCGUGUAUAAGAGCGCCUCGCCCUACGGCUCCCUCAACAACAUCGCCGAUGGCCUCAGCUCCCUCACCGAGCACUUCUCCGAACUGACCCUCACCUCUGAGACCCGCAAGCCCAGCAAGCGGCCCCCGCCCAACUACCUGUGCCACCUGUGUUUCAACAAAGGACACUACAUCAAGGACUGCCCCCAGGCACGCCCCAAAGGCGAGGGUCUGACCCCGUACCAGGGCAAAAAGCGCUGCUUUGGCGAGUACAAGUGUCCCAAGUGCAAGAGAAAAUGGAUGAGCGGGAACUCCUGGGCCAAUAUGGGGCAGGAGUGCAUCAAGUGCCACAUCAACGUGUACCCACACAAGCAGAGACCCCUGGAGAAGCCCGAUGGCCUGGACGUGUCCGACCAGAGCAAGGAGCACCCCCAACACCUGUGCGAGAAGUGCAAGGUGCUGGGCUACUAUUGCCGGCGUGUGCAAUGA